UUCAUACGUCAUAACACAAUCGUUCAUAAUACGAUCGUACUAGUACGAAAAUUUUUUCUUAGAAUAUUUUUAUUUAAUUUUUCUGUUUUACUUCUUAUCGCUUGCAUUGUCGAUAAGACUUCAUUUUUUUAUUGAGUGUAUUAACUGUUUUAUGUCGACGUCAGGUUAUUUAAUUGGGACAUUCAUCUGUAGUUUCUUGGUGACUCAACUUUUUUGUUUGUGUGGUAUACUUAGUGAAUAGAAUGACAAUGUUAACAAUGUUGUGUAAAUAGUCAUAUCAGGUCAGUUCAGUGAAUAUUGGGCGAUGGAUACACCACCGGUUCCCAAGCCUCGGAGUGUUGUACCGGCGCAAAAUGACCAGAUAAAGCAACCCGUGCCUCUCCCGCGGACCAAGGUGUCGAACAACAAUGAGAAACCUAAAUCCACUAGUUUAAUGAGAUCUCUAAGCACCGUGUCGAAAAUUACUGGAGAUGUGGCGAAUAAGGUAGCCAGUACGACAAAAAGUGCCAGAGAGGAUAGCUCGAAGUUCGCUAAAGAAACACUUGAGAAAACUCUUUCCACGUCUAGAGCAAUGAUAGACAGCACCAAAUCCAGUUUGAAAUUGCGCAGGCUGAAGAAAUUUGACACUGGUGAUAAUGCUGACAAGCAUGUUUCUAUGCCAUGCAUGGACACAAGUAUGUUUGAAAAUAUACACUUCCAGUCGCCCAUGCUGGAGCAAAAACAACAUAGAACCGAGAAUUUGAAUGAGCUACCGUCGCUGCAAUUGAACACAACAUUCUAUGAUGACCUAUCAGUAUUUUCUAGCAAUUCAGAUUCUAAUACAGAAUCAGUGAGUGACUUCUCCCGUGAUAGUGCAGAGUUUGAGCACAGUCACAAUUUGCAUCUAGAAGGUGAUCAAACAACAUAUGAUACCCCGAGACAAUCAAGAACCAACAGUAUGAUCAGUGACAGAAUAGUUCCCGAGCCACCUGAACGGAGGAAGAAGCGUGCUAGUGAAGUAAGCAUGAUGCGGAAUAAUUCCUUGUAUGAAAAUUGGACACUACCAACUUUAAAUACAAGCACUGUGGAAUCUGUGAAUAAAAACUUGACUGUGGAAACAACUAACAACAAUAAAGUGGAUGAUAGGCCCAGUAAGAGUAUGAUACUGUUGUUCGAUCCGCUAAAUACAACAUCGUCUACUAAGAAAUAUGACGGAGUUAGCAACGAGCUGCUGCUUUUAGAAUCAUUCUUAAUUGGAGAUACAUAUGGUUCUAUAAUUAGCACCGAUACUCAUGAUGAUGUAAUGGAAUUUCCAGAAAGUGAUUAUUUUAAUCCACCGACACCCCCUGAGAGAUCAGACAGCCUUCUUACUGCACCAGAGACAACAGAUGUUAAUGAGAAUAACAAUGAAGUACCACCCGAUACAGAUUCAGUUCAGGAUAACCCAAAACCUAUUGUUAGUGAUGUUAAGAAGCCACAAUCAGUUAUGCAUAAGUUUUCACAAAUAUUGAAACUGGACAAUGUUUUAAAUAAGCCCACCAAACAAGAAAAUUUGAAUGUGCAAAUUAUAGAAAGGCCUCCCAUAAAUAUGUUUGAGGCACCAUACUUUUGUGGUAUAAUUACUCGUAUUACGUCCACUGUUACCGAAGACCUGUUUAAGAACUCUCAAUCCAGAUAUUGUGUUCUCUCCAACAAGAAACUCAUGUGUUAUACGGAUCCAACUAAUUCCAUUUUGAAAGAAGCCUACACUUUGGACUAUGUGUAUUCUAUUCAAUUGGUGCUGCCUAUAUCUUCUAGCACAACGAACAAUUCGUUUUGCUUCGAGAUCAUGGUAUCCGGGAGCGGCGGCAAGCACUCCCCCCGCAAGGUGGUGUUCAGUUGCACUAACGCAGCAUUACGUCGGAGUUGGACCCAUAGUCUGGUGGCGCACCUUACCACCUUCCCCGUCAAGUACACCAGCGACUUCACAAGAUGUGGCUGGUGUUACCUCAAGGAGGGCGUGACAGGAGAGUGGCAAGGCGCGUGGUUGAUACUGCAUCGGCGUGUGUUGGCUUACUACACAACGCGCGACUCCGACGUCUGCACCGUAGACCUGAGGAAGACCAGAUGUGUCGUGACCCAAGAAGCUGAAGAUGAGACGAAGAAAUCCUGUCAAACAGAAUGCGCGAAUAAUCUGUUGUUGGAUUGUCCACAAGCUACACUAUACUUACACUUCCCUCAUGAAAGAGAACUCAAGAGCUGGCGUUUCAUGAUCCGCCUGGCUGCGCACAACAACGGCACAUACCUGCACCACCAACAGCUGACCAAAGAGGACGUGCCCGUGAUCGUCGAGAAAUGCCUCAGCUUUGUAUAUGCACAUGGGAGUCUCUCGGAGGGCAUCUACCGGCGUGCGGGCUCAAACUCAAUGAUAGCGGACUUAUUAACCGGGUUCCGGCGCGACGCAUGGUCGCUUCAACUCUGUCACGGCCAACAUUCGGAGCACGAUGUCGCUGGAGUACUGAAAAGGUUCUUCAGGGAUCUUCCUGAGUCGCUCAUACCGCAAAAUAAACAUCAAGAACUGAUCGAUGCACUGGCGAUACCGAAUAACUUAGAGCGACACCAAACCUACCGACGUAUUUUCUCUUCGCUACCGCUGGUCCCAGCGAACACUGCUCGGAAGCUGUUCGCGCACCUGCAUUUCCUGCAGUCCAUGAUGUACGCCAACAAAAUGGGAGCGGAAAACUUGGCGGCAGUAUGGGCGCCCACUAUUAUGCCUCAGGCAACUACAAGCGAGCCCAAUCAACAAAUGUGGAUGACCUGUAUGCACGUGAUCAAGGAUCUGAUUGUAAACUUCGAGUCGAUAUGGGAGCCCACCGAAGCCGAGAAACGCCGGGAGGCAGCUAUUAGAAGGGUGCUGGUGAAAGUGUACGGGACCCAAGUGCCGGUCGCGCCGAAGGCGGCGGGCGAUCUCCGAACGUGGAUCUAUGUUAAUGAUAAGACAACGUGCUAUCAAGUGGCGCUUACACCAAACAAGACGAGUUCUGAUCUAUGCAUAGAAUUAGCGGAAAAAGCGAAUACAUACUCACACCUUCUGAUGUUAGAAGAAGUGGUAUGCGACAACGCAAUGCGCCGGAUCGUCCAUAUAAACGAGGUGGUACUAGAUGUGGUGCUACGGUGGAGCUACUGGGACGAGGAGGACAGGAAAGAAAACUAUCUAUUGUUGAGCAAAAACACAAUCCUCCACGAGAUGGAAGCCAAGAGGGAUGCCCCUCAGUUGAAUGCUACCCUCAAGUUUGCUAAUGAGACCACUAAGACGUUUAAGUCUCAUAUUUUUGGAGUACACAGCGGCAGCUUGGUUUAUUUUAAAGAUAAGCAAGGUGCAAUCAAAGCUGAGGAGUGGAAAAUACAGGAUCACCUAUGGUACCUCGGUCACGAAGUGAAACGCAACCCACAAGGGCUCUGGGCUAUCACGUUCAUACCGAAAAACAAUAAGCCGAAACGAAGUAGAGAGAAACCGUGGUUCGGCUGCACGAUAUCAAGCCAAGUCGCCAAGAAUGAUAUAAAAUGGUUGGCAGCCAUCACCUUCGCCGAACACACCAAUAUAUUGCCAACGCCGAGAUUGAUUGAUACCAAAUAAAAUAGAAGCCUCGUUUAGCAGCUCUAAACUUUUUACUUUUUUUUUUUAUAAUAUGAUGGAAAUAAAACGUAAAAGAUACGUUAUACGAUCGAAAUAAGAAUAGAAAUACCAAUGAUUUCGAUCUAUCAUAAGGCUCUUUAAAAAGUACAGUUUGAAAUGAGAUUACUUUUGCAUAUAUACAUCACUUAAACUAUUAUUACGUUUUUUUUUAAAUAAAUCGUACUUGUUUUGUUAGCUGUUUAGCUAAAAUGACAACAGUUUGGCGGAAAGUAUUUAGUUACUUUGUCAAAUCAUUUCCAAACUGAGCCUCGUGUCAAGGACUUGGAUUAGACCAGUUAAUCUUGACUAUUUCCAUAAAGUCCUGAUGACAGCAUAGAUCUGGAAGUCUCUGGAACGGAUCCCGGUGAUCUCAAGAACUAGUUUAGCAGAAAGUAUUUGCUGUUAUUAUUUGGAUCGUAUUAGUAUUGUUUUUAAUAAAUAAAAUUUUAUAUUAAUCAAGAAAUUGUAUGCUGAAUACACUAGUAUAUAAACUAGUGAUAUACAUAAAUGUACACAAAAUAACAUAGAAUAGAAUGGACAUUUUAAUAAAUAAAUUUAAUGCAUGCCCAAGUUUAGAUUUUGGUUUAAAUAAUCAACUUUGUAUGUAUUAUACUUACUAAUUAGUAUAUUACGAAUUUAAUUAAAAAAUAACAGUUGCCUUAUGUGAGUGUACAAUUUAUAAUUAUAAGAUUUAUUUUUUAUUCUUAAUGUAUUUUUACAGAUUACCAUCUUUAUAAACAUAAGUACAACAAAAGACAAAUUAUUUCACAAUGAGUGAUAAAAUUUAAUAUAGUGAAUAUAUUAUCUACUUUUGUGAUGUUUGUUUUAACAUAUUUUAGUUAAGAUGUCAUAUAUAAACUAUAUGAAAAGCCAAGCUAAAUAAAAAAUGUGAGAAUAGUAUAAAAUAAUUUGUUUUGUUAGUUGCUAAAGCAGUAACUGAGUUUGAAAUUUACCAUAAAACAUAAUUAUAUGUUAACUAUUAUAAUAAAAAAUCACAAUUAUCUAGCUUGCCAUUGUUGAAAAUAAACUUAUUACAAACAGAUUACAAAUUAAAAAAAAAUAUAAUCUGUUUCAAUGGAACAUAAUAAUGGAAAAUAUAAACAAAUGUAUAAUUGGUUCGAUCAUAAGACAGUCUUCUAAUAUCCUACUGUAUAGUCCAAAUUAAAUAUCGAUUAAUCGUUUUGUUACUUAUUUAAAAGUUUUUGUAGUAAUUUACAGUACGGUUUCAGAAGAAUUCCCUUCCACCAAUAUUCAGGCUGUAGAAUGCGCUCCCUGCCGAGUUUUUUCGAAAGACUGCAGUAUGGGGUUUUUCAAAAAGGCCGUAUUAAAGUUCCUUUAGAGUUGGGAAUGCGCACGUGACUUUGGUGUUACAAGCGUCCAUAGACUACGCUGAUCUUUUACCACCAUAAGAGCGGUAUACUCGUUUACCAGAUUCGUGGUAUAAAAAAAAUCAACAAAACUUGAUUACUUUUUCCAUAUGUUCCAUUGAAUCAGACCUUAAGAAUAUAUGCUUUAAACAUCUGUAUUUCUAUUUUACUAUACAAUUUAUCUGUCAAUUACAACAUAUCUACAUUCCACAAAAUCGCUCACCUAAAUAACGCAUAACGCAAUGUAGGCAUUAAGUUACAAUAAGUUAUAUCAAAAUUUAAAAUAAGUCUGAUUUGGUGCUAAUUUUAAAUAUAAUUUGACACAAACCAAUAUAGUUCCUUGGCACUAGUUAUGUUCAAAUAAGCAUUUAUAUUAAAAUUCCCAAACAGUCCGUUGUAGCCCAACAAUGCUUGCCCUAGAUAUAUAUAAAAUAGGAUUUAACACACACACACACAUAUAUAUAUAUAUAUAUAUAUAUAUAUAUAUAUAUAUAUAUAUAUAUAUAUAUAUAUAUAUAUAUACUGUAUAAUAUAAAUGAGAUAAAUGGGUAAUAAAUAUUUCGUAUAUUGUAAUAAUAUAUCUGAUUUUAAUAUUAACAUAUUUAUUGCUUGCUAAAUGCAAAUUUAUAAGAUUUUAAAGGAAAUUUCUUUUAAAUAUGAUAAGUAAAUACCUUUUUUUAUUGUAUUUAUCUAAAUAUUGUUCGUAAAGUAUUUUAAAUUAGUCCGGCAGCAUUUAUUGUAAUAUUUUUAGUAUUACAAACAUAUAUAGGCUACCACGUUUCGCAUAGUAUUUCUUUUUUAUAAAUACGCUUAAUCAUGAUAAAAAAAAAUGUAUUUGCGCUUAGAAAUAAAUAAAAGUCAUUUAAAUAAUAAAAUUAAUUAUUAAUAAAAUUAAUGACAUUAUUAUUGAGUUUUUACAGUGUAAUUUAACUUAAUGAAUAAUCAUAUAUUCAGCGCCGUAAUUUUGGUAACAUGGAUUUUUUCCAAUUCUUCGAAGAGAAAUUACAAGUUAUCAUUCUGUAAAAUAUAUUACUGGACUGCGAUUUUUUUUUUUAACAAAAGAAUUGGGUAUUUUUUUUUUUAUAAUUAAUGACUAUAUUUUUCUUAUAAUUUUUUUUUAUCUUUUACUUCACUUUGGGUAUACAUAGUAUUCUUCUUGACUGAAUCAAAAUAUUUAGAGAUUGUAAAUCAUCUGUGAGAAAAUAAUUUUCGUCCAAACCACCUCAUUCAUUAUAUUCGUACUACAUGGAACUCAAUUCAGACAAACAUGUCAUGCAGUUCUUUUAUAACUUAAUGACUAAUAAUAUUAGCAGUUAAUAGAAAGCAAUACCUAAUCCUGACAUUUGGAUCGAUUCUGUGACGAUAUUGUAAAACCUUUAAAUUAAAUUUUGAAUUUGCUAUCACAGCGAAAUGAGGACUAAAUUUCUAAUAGAUUAAGUCAAAAUUAUUAUAACUUCAGUUUAUAAUGGCCCAUAAAAUAGUAACUUCGUGAAACUAUCAAUUUUUAGAGGAUGCGGCCUCAGAAUCUAUCCCACUUUGUCACUUCUAAUCCAAAAAAGAGUAAAAUUCUAAGUUGCGUAUUUAUAUUAAUUUGCUUUAUUACUCGUAUUUAUUCCUAUAUCGUCAUUUUCUUUAUUUCGUAAAAAUUUGCAACUGCACGAAAAAUUAUUUCCUAAUGACAGUGCUCAAAUGUUUUUCAAAUACAAAUUUAAAUUUGUGUGAUUAUAUUAAAAUAUAUUUCUGUUCGAGUGUUUCGCUUUGUGAUUUACUUUAAAUUAAUAUUAAUGAGAAAGAAAAUAAUACACUGUGAUCAAUUUAACUGUUACUGAAGGUCCGUGCUCUUAGUACAGGAUAUAUUUCUAUGUAAAAAAGUGAAAAAUAUAAAAGAAAAAUGUAAUUAAAUAGUAUGAUUUGUUCUACUUGAAUUCUAUUCUGUAUAUUUGUAGUUGUUCUGAUUGAAAAACUAUAAAUAUACAAAAUAAACAAUGACAUAUACAACUCAAGUGAAAUACAGUAGCAUCAAGUACAGAUUAGUGUUUUUUUUUUAUUUGAUGACAAUACCAAUAUGGCGACCGUAAUUCCAAGUUUUGACAGUUCACAGAUAAACUGUCCACACUGUAUUUGUCAUAAACUACGUUUUUAAGACGACCCUAUUCUAAUUCUAUUGUGUCAAAAUAAAAUUAAACUGGUAAUUCAUGUGUCUUAUUAUUACAUUAUGUGAUACGUAAAUAUUACCAAAGUGUAAAAUUUAUAAUCAUUAUGUAUUGCAUACAUUUUAUAUUGUUUAUUAUACAAUGUAGUUAUUGUAAAUUUUUUAAAUUUAUCUCGAUGAAAUGAAAGUAACACAUGAAAUUUUAUUGUAUGACUAUUUUAGACAAUUUAUUAUAAUAUUAUAUUGAUGAAA
Galleria mellonella (greater wax moth) is the source of this 7405-nucleotide messenger RNA. RefSeq names its product arf-GAP with Rho-GAP domain, ANK repeat and PH domain-containing protein 2 (gene RhoGAP15B). The record is from RefSeq and is a predicted model, not a curated record. The transcript is spliced from 12 exons. Lineage: Eukaryota; Metazoa; Arthropoda; Insecta; Lepidoptera; Pyralidae. Gene Ontology annotation, biological process: signal transduction. The coding region runs from base 305 to 3595 and encodes 1096 amino acids.